Neolamprologus brichardi is the source of this 4965-nucleotide messenger RNA. RefSeq names its product serine/threonine-protein kinase N2. Gene Ontology annotation, molecular function: protein serine/threonine kinase activity; ATP binding; small GTPase binding. The record is from RefSeq and is a predicted model, not a curated record. NCBI's taxonomy places the organism in Eukaryota, Metazoa, Chordata, Actinopteri, Cichliformes, Cichlidae. Gene Ontology annotation, biological process: signal transduction; protein phosphorylation.
CUCCAGCUGCACUGGGACAGAUUUAUGCUUCAGCUUUUUAUUUAUGAGCGCCAGUCCACCCUCCUGGACUCCGCUAGGACGGUGCGAGCGCGUCAGAGAAGUGUGAAGACGGCAUGGGAAACUCCGUGUACCCGAGAUGACCGAUGGUUUGGUCAAAAUAGUGAAGUUUUUUUGUCGCCAGAGAGGGAAACUUAAAACAAGGCUUGUUUUUGGAGUCCCACCACCCCUCCCUCCGCUCUCCCUGUAGGAUUUGAUUCAAAGGCGAAAACCAAGAUGGCCGCCGACUCCGUGCAGGGGGAUGCCCGGGGCCAACAGGUGGCAGAGCGCCUCGGUCUGGGACACAACCUGGACCUGUCGGACACCAUGGUCCAACAAAAGCUGGAUGAGAUCAAGGAGCAGAUCCGCCGUGAGAUCCGUAAGGAACUAAAGAUCAAAGAGGGUGCAGAGAACCUGCGAAAGGUCACCACAGAUAAGAAGAGCCUGGCUUACGUUGACAACAUGCUGAAAAAAUCUAACAAAAAGGUCGAGGAGCUUCAUCAGGAGCUACAAGAACUUAACGCCCACAUUGUGGUAAAAGACCCCGAAGAAGUGCUAGAAUGCCCUUUAACACCAGGUACCCCUAACAGCGAAGCAAGAAUGUGCACCAGCAGCAACCGACUGGCGGCCUUAAAACGGCAGGUUGACAUUGAGCUAAAAGUCAAACAGGGCGCCGAGAACAUGAUUCAGAUGUACUCCAACGGGUCCUCCAAGGAUCGUAAGUUGCUAGCAGCCGCUCAGCAGAUGCUUCAGGACAGCAAGACGAAGAUUGAGUUCAUCAGGAUGCAGAUCCUCAAGGCCAGCCAGGCCAGCGAGCUGAGCUUUGAGAACAAUGAUGUGAUGGAAAAGCCCAUCAUCAGCCCUUUAGACCUGCGGGUGGAGGAGCUGUGUCACCACGCCAAGAUAGAGGCUGCGGUAGCCGAGGGAGCCAAGAAUGUCAUGAAACUUCUGGGCUCUGGAAAAGUCACAGAAAAGAGGGCACAUUCAGAGGCCCAGGCUCGUUUCAAUGAGUCCAGUCAAAAGCUCGACCUUUUGCGAUAUUCCUUGGAGCAACGCCUCGCUGAGUUGCCUAAAAACCAUCCUCGCAGCAACAGCAUCAUAGAAGAGCUGUCCCUGCUGUCGUCACCAGCCCUCAGUCCCAGAUCCAGUAUCAUCUUCCCACAGUACAGCACCGUGACCAAGCCUGCAGCACUCACAGGCACAUUAGAUGUCAGGCUAAUGGGCUGUCAGGAUCUACUGGAAAAUGUCCCAGGUCGUUCCAAAGCUGCAUCUGUCCCGCUGCCUGGCUGGAGCCCCAGCGAGACCCGCUCGUCCUUCAUCAGCCGAGCAAACCGAAACCGUGGCGUGAGCUCAAGGAACUUAACCAAGAGCGAGGAACUCUCCAAUGAGAUCAGUGCAGUGUUGAAGCUGGACAACACAGUGGUAGGACAGACGAGCUGGAAACCAGUCAGCAAUCAGGCGUGGGACCAGAAGUUUACAUUGGAGCUGGACCGGUCCCGGGAGCUGGAGAUCGCUGUGUACUGGCGGGACUGGCGUUCACUCUGUGCUGUCAAGUUUCUGCGGCUGGAGGACUUCCUGGACAACCAACGUCAUGGAAUGUGUCUGUACCUGGAGCCACAGGGAAUGCUGUUUGCUGAGGUAACAUUUUUCAACCCUGUCAUAGAGAGACGACCAAAGUUGCAAAGACAAAAGAAGAUUUUCUCCAAACAGCAAGGUAAAACUUUUCUGCGAGCCCCUCAGAUGAACAUCAACAUUGCCACCUGGGGCCGUCUGGUAAGAAGAGCCAUACCAACCGUCAGCACAAACUCCUUCAGCCCACAGGCAGCUGAGACUGGAUCCAGCAGCCUGCCUGGUUCACCCACACCCAGCAGCGACCCGCUGGUGACCAAGCUGGACUUCGACAAAGAGCCCACUCCAGGGCCCAAACGUUACUCCAUACCCGAUGACAUCCGAGAACCACAAGUGCAUCACAGCGUUUCUGACAAGGGGGAAGUACAGGAUGCACUCGCCUCAUUUGACUUCCUCAACAAGAGAAUCAGCACGGUGAUGAAGCCAGAUAUGGAUGGAGUGGUGCACCAUGAGUUCCAGCAUCCUGACCUGGAGCUUACAGCCAUUCAGAAAGACACAGAGAUAAGGGAAGAAGAGCCGUUCCAAUUUAGUCUCCAAGACUUUAAAUGCGUGGCAGUCCUUGGACGUGGUCACUUUGGAAAGGUGCUUUUAGCAGAAUACAAAAGCACUGGAGAGAUGUUUGCCAUCAAAGCUCUAAAGAAAGGAGACAUUGUGGCUCGCGAUGAGGUCGACAGUCUGAUGUGCGAGAAGAGGAUCUUUGAAACGGUCAACAGCGUCCGUCACCCGUUCCUGGUCAACCUGUUUGCGUGUUUCCAGACGCAGGAGCACGUUUGCUUUGUGAUGGAGUACGCGGCUGGAGGCGACCUGAUGAUGCACAUCCACGCUGAUGUUUUCUCUGAGCCCAGGGCUGUGUUUUAUGCAGCCUGCGUUGUUUUGGGAUUACAGUUUUUACAUGACCAUAAGAUUGUGUACAGAGAUUUGAAGCUAGAUAACCUGCUCCUGGAUACAGAGGGCUAUGUAAAGAUUGCUGACUUUGGGCUUUGCAAAGAAGGAAUGGGUUUCAGGGAUCGCACCAGCACGUUUUGUGGCACACCAGAGUUUUUAGCUCCCGAGGUUUUAACUGAAACGUCGUACACCCGCGCCGUGGACUGGUGGGGCCUGGGCGUCCUCAUCUUUGAGAUGCUGGUUGGAGAGUCACCCUUCCCCGGCGACGACGAAGAGGAGGUAUUUGACAGUAUUGUCAACGAUGAAGUCCGCUAUCCACGGUUCCUCUCAACUGAGGCCAUCUCCAUCAUGAGGAGGCUUUUGAGGAGGAGCCCAGAAAGACGGCUGGGAGCAGGAGAAAAGGAUGCAGAGGAGGUUAAGAAACAUCUCUUCUUCAGGACCAUCGAUUGGACCGGGCUUUUGGCCAAGAAGGUGAAGCCGCCGUUCGUCCCGACCAUCCUGGGCUCCAGUGACGUCAGCAACUUCGACGAUGAAUUUACCUCAGAGGCUCCAAUCUUAACUCCGCCCAGGGAACCCCGAGUGCUGAACUCCGAGGAGCAGAACCUGUUCUCUGACUUUGAUUACAUCGCUGACUGGUGUUAGCUUCGCCUGAAACACACACUCACACUCUCACUCACACACUCACGCACAUACACACACACACUGUGAACCAGCAAGCACAGCAAUGACUGUAGAUCCCAUUUUUUUGUUUGUUUUUUAAAUCCUUAAACAAGAACAGACAAACUCUUCCCUGCCCCUCAUGUUUGGGGAGGAGCUUUCGGGCAGAACUGUGUGCCAUUGAGAAGAAAGUCCAGAUGCCUCCUGAGGACACACACUUACUACUUCUUUUUUUUUUUAUAUCCACAUGAAGAACUUUUUUCUUUUCUUUUUUUUUUUUUAAAGGAGAGGGGGAAAAGAAUGAAUUCUGUUGUUGGAGAGUGAAGCAGGCGGGAUGUCCUCCUGUACAGACUGCCAUCGUGUCCGUUGUCUGACCACUGAGAAUGUUUUCCACAUGAACUCUGAGAAAACGGCAACAUCACAGUCAUGCUAUUUAGAGUCACUGUUUUCAAUUUUUUUUUUGAUCUGUACAGAUAAUAUUCAGUCGUAUAUUUUAUUGUUUUGUUUUGGUUUGGUUUUUUCGUUAGUCUCGAAGCCCUCGCCGUACCUUAUCUCACUGUAAAGUUCUGCAGCAAUCGCAUCUGAAAGUGGCGCUCAUUGAAUUUGAAGUGCUUAAAGCAUCGUCACUGAAUAGUUAACAACAACAAAACAUCUUGACGACGACUACUACUACUGCUUCUUGACUUGAAAACGAGUAAGAGUAUUCACUACAUAUUCUUUUGGGUCUAGCGGUCCAGUUUACCUCCUUUUCCUCCCAGCGUGUCCACCUGAAGCUUCCAUGUCUUACACACCGCCCAAACUGGUAAAUGAAUUACUGUUUAUUUUGAGCCGAGUUCAUUAAAAUGCCCUUUGGCUAAGGGGAAAAAAAUGAUGAAAAACACUAAAAUUAUCUUCUGUCUGGUGCCCUCUAGUGGCCUCGCUGCUUUUGACCAGCUGUGGAGUUGAUACAGUAUCCAGUCGAGCAUCACGAUCAAACCGUAACAUCAUAUGACCUUUGUUUUUGCUCUUUGAUUCCUUCAUGUCCUUACAGAACAACCAUGUGUGUUGGACUUGACUUUUUUUUUUUUCUUUUACCUCAGUAAAGACACUAAAGCGUCUCGCCCAGUUACAGCUACCGAAACCAAACUCAUCCUGUCCUCCCUGGAGUAGCAGAGGAGCGGCUCUCUGUAGUUUAAACAAUCUGACACACUGAAAGUUUACAUAAAGGCAGAUUUAAAGAGGUGGUUUUGUGCAGAAGUCGGUGUCCUCAGCUGUUGCUUUGGAAAUGAGGCUACAAAGCUCAUAGUAACUUUAGGUCUCCAUCCAGAAGCCAUUUGAAAGCUUCCUGUUGUUCAGGUUACAUGUUGUAGCUGACAUAGGGGGCACGGCACUCUGUUAGUGUGGCUGUUCUGUAUAAACUGACUCAAAUGUUGCAGAGCUGUUUAUGAAUCACUACAGGGGGAGGGCAGGGUAUAUUUUAUAUAAAUAUAUAUACAUACUGUAUGUACACAAUUAAGCUGAAAGCACUAAUUUUAUCAAUAGUUUUUAAUUAUCAACGUUUCUUAAUGAAAAUAGAUUGUACAAAGUGUUUGUUUUUUUUAUUCUUUUGCUUGUGCAUGUUGUUGCCAGAACAGAUGAACUUUAUGGAUGGUACACCAAGUACUCACAGCAGUUGCUCUUCAUCCUCCGGUGUAAAAAAACAAAGAAAAUCAAAGGCAUUGUUGCAGUCAUUGUUUGUUGCCCAUCACGAAUGCACAAAUUAAACAUUUGUAACAGUGA